UUAGAAGCAUCGUUACGUAUAGUCGGAGGUUUUCUGUUCUCACUUUGAAUUCCAUUUCCAGACGAGUCUAUCUUCAUGUUGCUUGUGGACAAUAAUCGAGGGUUCUUUUCAAUCAUGAGGGGAAAGAGGUUCCUCAAGUGUUCAAUCAGUUCAUGUUUGCUUAGGGUGCGGAACAAGCCCAAAGAGUUGGAAACCCCUCGACACGUUUCUUAAGCAGUCAUCAUCCGCCAUUUUUACCGUACAAAAUUCUUCACUGUGGGGAAAGUUAAAAUGAAAAUGGAAAAUUGCACGCUGCGAGCCUUUCUUUGUUGUUUACUAAUUUUGAACCGUUGAUUUUGUAUUGGAAAGUCAAACAUUUCCUUUCCUUCGAAAUUAACAGCGAAGAAGCAACAGCGAAAUCUCUCCCUCCAUUUCCCGAGAGAAGAGCUGGCUUAGCUUCCCAUCCCAAUUCGGCAAUUACCCAUGGCCAUUCAGCAAGCAAUGCCCAUUAAUUAACUCUCUGGCUGGACAAAAUCCUAUCCUAUCGCUUAUCCAGCCUCAUUUUUGUCUCCAAUUUUCUUUUCUACCCCCAAAGCAGAUUUGUAGAAAGAUUGGUGGAAGAGUAAGGGUUUAAAUUUGAUUGUUUUUUCUCUUUUUUUCUGAAUACAUUUCGAAUUUAAUGGCCGCUUGUAAACGCGUGGGUCAAAUUGGAACCAGUUUGGGGAUGAAAGGAGGAGUUUCCAGAUUUAGAGGAUUUGUUCCACCGAUCGUGGUGUCCCCUCUUGAUACGGCGGCAUUUCCUCCCUCGGGGAUUCGAUUGUCAGCUUCCUCUGCUUCAUUUUCACGAUGCAGGCAGAUGUCACAGCUCGUUAAAUCUAAUGGAAAGCGAUUGUUUCUCGUCGACACCUUAGCUUUGGUUAGGAGAUUGGAGGCGGAAGGUCUGCCUUCCAAACAAGCCGAGGCGAUAACAGCAGCCAUAACCGAAGUUUUGAAUGACAGCUUGGAAAAUGUGUCUCUUUCAGUUGUUUCCAAGGCUGAGAUGCAGAAAAGUGAAAUGAUUCAAGAAUCCAAUCUGUCCAAGCUCAAAUCAGAAGUUCAUAGCUCUCAGGAGAACCAUUUUUCUUUACUGCAACAUGAGACUGAAAAACUUCGGAAUGAUAUAGAGAAGAUGCGCAGCGAAUUAAGAUAUGAAAUUGACAAAGUCACUGCAGGGCAACGAUUGGAUUUGAAUCUUGAAAGAGGGAGAAUACGAGAUGAGCUAACAAAUCAGACUGCUGAAACAUCUAACCUCACUAACAAACUUGAUCGGGAAAUCCAUGCAUUAAAGGCUCAAUUGGAAGCUGCAAAAUAUGACUUGAUAAAAUACUGCAUAGGGACACUUGUUUCCAUAUCUGCUGUUGGUCUAGCUAUAGUUCGUAUGCUAAUGUAAACAUGUAAUGUCAGCAUAACCCCUUCUGGGGGAAAGAAGUAGCUCUCCUUUUUUCUUCUUUUUAAAUCGAAAAUAGCUCAUUUUUUUGUGAAGCUAUUGCUUGUACCACUUGGACUUCGCUUAGCUUAGCUCAAGUGAUUAGGAUGGGUGAGUGGGUUUGGGUAGGGACGUCAAGUUUGAGCCUUAUAGCUCUCUUCUUGUAUAACAAAGUAAAAUAAUAUGCUGAAGCUGUUGUAUGUUUAAAAUUUUUGAAGAAGAAAUGAAAGAAAAGUUCAAUCAUA
Theobroma umbraticum is the source of this 1689-nucleotide messenger RNA. Its product is annotated as coiled-coil 90B-like protein (DUF1640). Gene Ontology annotation, cellular component: mitochondrion. Lineage: Eukaryota; Viridiplantae; Streptophyta; Magnoliopsida; Malvales; Malvaceae. The record is from RefSeq and is a predicted model, not a curated record.